This is a messenger RNA of Ilex paraguariensis (yerba mate), 435 nucleotides long. The record is from the annotation of a GenBank genome assembly. Lineage: Eukaryota; Viridiplantae; Streptophyta; Magnoliopsida; Aquifoliales; Aquifoliaceae.
AUGGAGAAGUCCUUCAUUGAAUUGAAUGGGGUGAGACAGACAAGUUUGGAAAUGGCCGGAUUAGUAGGAGGAAGGGGUAGCCCUGACUUCCAUAGGUCCUUGGUUCGACCUCCUAAUAAGAAUGGAGGUCCUUGCAUGGGUGUCUCCUCCCUAAGACUUGCUUGCUCUAUAUGGAGUGCCCUGUGGUUCCUCGAGUGCCAGCUGCAGAGAGGAAUGCCAUCAACUAGGGUGUUAUUGGCCACCAACCACUUGCUCAUCUGCCGCUCAGGCUCCAGGUUUCAAGUUCGUUAUCCUAACCGCCUUCUCUGCUCCACCGUGAGCCUGGCCCCUUAUUCUAUCUUAUUUACUGCCUUGCUCCUCAGCUCCAUACUGCUCCAGCCGCUUACUAUAAUACCUUGCUUCUCGAGUGGCUCACACCUUGGGUGGUGCAGCUGA